Molecule: messenger RNA, 530 nt
Organism: Lymnaea stagnalis (great pond snail)
Lineage: Eukaryota; Metazoa; Mollusca; Gastropoda; Lymnaeidae
Source: the annotation of a GenBank genome assembly
ACUCAGACCAUUCUAGAUUUAGCAGCUGGUGAAACUCAGCCACCCACUGAGCUAAGCUCAAAGCAGCUGCCCCUGAAUGUGGUCACUGGCCAUGGCGAAUUGCCAAAUCCACUUCUAACAAAGGCAAGUGUGCCUUCUUUCUCAUCGAUCACAGAUAUUGCCGCAUCACAAACGGAUCAAGUCAAACAAGAUACAAACUUAUAUUCUCCAUCACAUCCAACUAGCAGUCCAGUCACAAGUAGGUUCAGCAAACUGGUUCACUCAGAUAGCAGCUGUGGAGAUGAGAUUGCCCACUCUAACAGUGGUCAUGCUAACAGGACACCAUUGCUGCCUGUUGCUGGUGACCAUCAGGUUCUUCCCACAGUUGAACAACCUUUUGGAGAUAUAGAUUAUAGGGCAAGGCCUCCUGUGAUUAACACAUGUCCUUCUAGUUCCAACCAAGUGCAACCCAUCAUGGGCCCCGUUCACUCUGUGGCCUCAAACUCAACCGGUAUUUAUCAACCCCAUCAGGGAUAUGACCCUAAAGGAGC